This is a messenger RNA of Rhinolophus ferrumequinum (greater horseshoe bat), 2715 nucleotides long. RefSeq names its product zinc finger X-linked protein ZXDB. Lineage: Eukaryota; Metazoa; Chordata; Mammalia; Chiroptera; Rhinolophidae. Gene Ontology annotation, molecular function: transcription coregulator activity. Bases 16 to 2454 code for a protein of 812 amino acids. The transcript has 2 exons. Gene Ontology annotation, cellular component: nucleus. Gene Ontology annotation, biological process: regulation of transcription by RNA polymerase II. The record is from RefSeq and is a predicted model, not a curated record.
CUCACGGACGCGGAGAUGGAAAUCCCGAGGUUGCUCCCGGCUCGCGGGACGAGACAGGGCGGCGGCGCUGGCAGCCCCGCGGGCGGCGGCCGGGUCCACGGAGGCCCUGACCCGCGGGCUGGCCAGGCCCCCGCGCGCCGCCUCCUGCUGCUCCGGGGGCCCCAAGAUGGCGGGCCCGGGCGGCGGCGCGAGGAGGCCCGCGCGGCCUCACGGGGCCCGGGCCCGAGCCCUUUGGCGCCCAGGCCCGAUCCGGCCGGCGGCGGCGGCGAUGACUUCUUCCUGGUGCUGCUGGACCCGGUGGGUGGCGACGUGGAGAGCGCGGGCGCUGGCCAGGCCGCGGGGCCCGUGUGGGGGGAGGAGGCCGAACGCGGCCCAGGGCUCCCGGGGGGCGAGCGCGGCGCGAACCCCGCGGGCCGCCCCGCGCCGGGCCCCCGCUGCCUGUCGGCGCUCCCCGGCCCGGCGCCGGCCCGGGCCCCGGCACAGGCCCCGGCCCCGGCCCGGGCCCCGAUCCCCGCCCCAGGCCUGGGCCCCGCCGCGGCCUUCGCGGGCACCGUGACCAUCCACAACCAAAACCUGCUGUUGCGCUUCGAGAACGGCGUCCUGACCCUGGCCACGCCCCCGCCGCCAGCCUGGGAGCCCGGGGUCGCUCCUGCCCAGCAGCCCGGGCCCCUGAGCGCCCCGCCGGCGCCAGCGGGCGCCCCGCACGCCGCGCAGCCCGGCGAGUGCCCGGAGCUGCCGCCCGACCUGCUGCUGGCCGAGCCGGCCGAACCCGCGCCCGCCCCGGCGCCCGAGGAGGAGGCGGAGGGCCCGGCCGCCGCGGCCAGCCCCCGCGGGCCGCUGGGCCCGGGCUCGGGCAUGCUGCUGUACCUGUGUCCCGAGGCGCAGUGCGGGCAAACGUUCGCCAAGAAGCACCAGCUGAAGGUGCACCUGCUGACGCACAGCAGCAGCCAGGGCCAGCGGCCCUUCAAGUGCCCCCUGGGCGGCUGCGGCUGGACGUUCACCACCUCGUACAAGCUCAAGCGACACCUGCAGUCGCACGACAAGCUGCGGCCCUUCGGCUGCCCGGCCGAGGGCUGCGGCAAGAGCUUCACCACCGUGUACAACCUCAAGGCGCACAUGAAGGGCCACGAGCAGGAGAACUCGUUCAAAUGCGAGGUGUGCGAGGAGAGCUUCCCCACGCAGGCCAAGCUCAGCGCGCACCAGCGCAGCCACUUCGAGCCCGAGAGGCCCUACCAGUGCGCGUUUUCCGGCUGCAAGAAGACGUUCAUCACGGUGAGCGCCCUGUUCUCCCACAACCGCGCCCACUUCAGGGAGCAGGAACUCUUCUCCUGCUCCUUUCCCGGCUGCAGCAAACAGUACGACAAGGCCUGUCGGCUGAAAAUCCACCUGCGGAGCCACACGGGCGAGAGACCUUUCCUUUGUGACUUUGACGGCUGCGGCUGGAACUUCACCAGCAUGUCCAAGCUCUUAAGGCACAAAAGGAAGCACGACGACGACCGCAGGUUCACGUGCCCGGUGGAGGGCUGUGGCAAAUCGUUCACGAGGGCCGAGCACCUGAAAGGCCACAGCAUCACCCACCUGGGCACAAAGCCUUUUGUGUGCCCCGUGGAAGGCUGCUGCGCCAGGUUCUCGGCGCGCAGCAGUCUGUACAUUCACUCCAAGAAGCACGUGCAGGAUGUGGACACCUGGAAGAGCCGCUGCCCUGUCUCCACUUGUAACAAACUCUUCACGUCCAAGCACAGCAUGAAGACCCACAUGGCCAAGAGGCACAACCUGGGCCAGGACCUCUUAGCCCAGCUGGAAGCGGCCAACUCUCUCACGCCCAGCAGUGAGCUCGCCAGCCAGGGACAGAGUGACCUCAGUGAUGCGGAGCUGGUGUCUCUCUUCUCGGACGUGCCGGGCGGCAGUUCCGCGGCAGUGCUGGACACGGCGUUGGUGAACUCUGGCAUCUUGACCAUUGAUGUGGCCUCUGUGAGCUCAACUCUGGCAGGUCACAACAGCAGUUCCCUGGGGCAGGCUGUGGACCCUCGGGCCUUGCUGGCCACCACUGACCUUCCUCAGAGUCUGGAUACCUCUCUCUUUUUUGGAACGACCGCCGCCGCUUUUCAGCAGAACCCCUUAGACAUGGAUGAUGUCUCGAGUCCAAGUGCGGGGCCGCUGGGGCCUCUGGGCUCCUUGCUUUUGAAAAACUCCGCCCAGGAGCCCCAAGCUCUGACCCCCAGCAGCAAGCUGACAGUGGACACGGAUGCCCUCACUCCGUCCAGCACCCUUUGUGAAAACAGUGUCUCGGAACUACUGACGCCAACCAAAGCAGAGUGGAACGUGCAUCCUGACUCUGACUUCUUUGGGCAGGAAGAAGAAACCCAGUUUGGAUUCUCCAAUCCAGCAGGAAGCCAUGGCUGUCAGAAAGAAACGGAUCUUAUCACAGUGACUGGCAGCUCGUUUUUGGUAUGAACGAACUCUACUCAUUCCUCGCCACGUGGCUUACUUUUCUUACUUACACCCAGUUUUGAGGAUGUUGUGGACUAAAUGUUUAAAGGCAUUCGUUUGUUUUAAAUAGUUAUGACAAAGGACAGAGCCCUGGGUUACAAGUUGGGAGAUGUAAAUUCUGAUCUUGAGUCUGGAACUGACCAGUUGUGCCACCCUGAGCAAGUCACUUAACCUAUCUGAGCCUUAAUUUACUUAUUUAUAAAAUGAGGUGGUUUGAAUAGAUUG